AAAACAAAACAAAACAAGGCCACCAAACCCUCAAAAAGAGAAACAAGAUGUGCAAAACCCUUCACAAACACUCUUCCUCCUUUCCAAACACCACCCUCCAAACCCUAAAACUCUCCUCCUCCUUCUUUCUUCUCUUCCUUUUACUUCACAUAUCUCUCUCUCAAUCCUCACCCCAUCUCUUCAUCUAUGGGGGCUGCUCUCAACCCAAAUACCAACCCAACUCCCCUUUCCAAUCCAACCUCAACAACUUAUUAUCUUCUCUAUCCAACUCAGCCUCCCAAUCCUCUUACAACAGCUUAGCCACCGGCAACGACAGCUCUACACCUCCCGACGCUGCCGUAUAUGGCCUCUACCAAUGCCGCGGAGAUCUGAGCACAGCUGAUUGUGCCAGCUGUGUCCAAAGCGCCGUCGCCCAACUCGGAUUGGUCUGUGUUUACGCGUACGCUGCUGGCUUGCAGUUAGACGGAUGCUUCGUCCGAUAUGAUAACGUUAACUUCUUGAAUCGUCUUGAUACGACGCUGAUGUACAAGAAAUGUAGUCCGAGUACGAGCAACGAUGAUGAGUUCUUUAGGAAAAGAGACGAUGUUCUUGCCGACAUGCAGUCGGGGGUCGGUUUUCGAGUUAGAAGCGUGGGAACGGUGGAGGGUGUUUCUCAGUGCAUGGGGGAUUUGAGUUCGAGCGAUUGCUCAGCUUGCCUUUCGGAAGCUGUGUCGCAGCUGAAGAACGUCUGCGGGUCGGCAUUGGCCGCUGAUGUCUAUCUUGCGCAGUGCUACGCUCGAUACUGGGCUUCUGGGUAUUACUCUUCUGCAGAUUCUUCCAACGAGGACGAUGUGGGCAGAACAGUAUCCAUCAUCGUAGGCGUAUUGGCUGGCGUCGCCGUUGUGAUUGUUUUCCUCUCCUUUUUAAGAAAAGCAUUUGCCUAGAGAAACAAGGCAAAGAGAUGGAGAUUCUUCUGGUGGGGUUGAUGGGCUUCUUAAAUAUUCAUUUGGUGAAUCUUCUUUUGUCUGUUUGGGAUUUAUUUAAAACUGUAGUGCACCAAAAAGAAUGUUAUCCCUGCUAAAGUAGUCUCUAUCCCUUCCUCUAAAACAGAUGCUAAAUGGCUGAGAUUCCACCCACUAACACACCUCCAA
This is a messenger RNA of Magnolia sinica, 1130 nucleotides long. Its product is annotated as plasmodesmata-located protein 8. The transcript has 3 exons. Lineage: Eukaryota; Viridiplantae; Streptophyta; Magnoliopsida; Magnoliales; Magnoliaceae. The coding region runs from base 48 to 923 and encodes 291 amino acids. The record is from RefSeq and is a predicted model, not a curated record. Gene Ontology annotation, cellular component: plasmodesma.